AUGCAAGUCUCCUUCCUGCCAGGCACUGAUGGCUGUCGAGUGUCUCCCCAAAGGCCAGCCUGCCUGCACGCCGGAUUGGAUGGGAAACACAGGCGAUGGGAACAUCGGGUGGCACAACUUUGGGACAGCCAACCAAGGCGAUCGGAACUUAGGCAACAAGAACCAAGGAAGCCACAACAUUGGCAGCAACAACAAGGGGAAUGUUAA
Auxenochlorella protothecoides is the source of this 207-nucleotide messenger RNA. RefSeq lists its product as hypothetical. NCBI's taxonomy places the organism in Eukaryota, Viridiplantae, Chlorophyta, Trebouxiophyceae, Chlorellales, Chlorellaceae. The record is from RefSeq and is a predicted model, not a curated record. The transcript has 2 exons. Bases 1 to 207 code for a protein of 68 amino acids.